UUCCACGCCUUGCCUAAGCUAGACGGCUUGCCUCUCGUCUCCAAGCAUCUUACAAGGCUAGAGCUUCACGGUGUUGGGGUCUACAGCAGUUUCCCUGAUUUCUCAAGCUUCCCGGUCUUGGAACAUCUAGAGUUCAACAAAUGUGAAUUCUCGUUGGUCCAGAAGAUUUUGUCCGAUUCAAUUAAACAUCUGAGCAUCACUCAGUCCAUUUCCGGGUUUUAUGAUUCUUUCCGCACUCAUAUUUGUGCUCCGAAUCUUGCCUCACUGCGUUUAGAUGAAGUUUAUGGGUGGACUCCUGUGCUUGAGACCAUGGCAUCAUUAGUGGAAGCAUUUGUCAGAAUACCUGAGUUAUGUUUGGACCAGUGUGAACAAUGGCAUGCAAACUAUUGGGAUCGUGAUUGCAAGUCUUUGUGACAAACAUGAUAACAGUGCCAAUGGCCAUGACAGUUGCGUGCUUCUAAAAGGUUUAUCAGAAGCUAAGAAAUUGACAUUGUUUUCUUAUCCUGUAAUGUAUAUUUUCAAAAGGGACUUGAGAUGCUGCCCAACGUUUAGCAAGUUGAAGACUUUGUUACUCAACAAAUACUGGUCUGAGCCUGAUAGUUUACAUGCACUUGCAUGUAUUCUUGAACAUUCUCCAGUUCUGGAGAAGCUCACUCUUCAGCUAUUUUUGGAGGUGCCUAAAUAUGUAGAGGAAAUGAAAGGAAGCCCUGAUCCGGAAGAGUUAUCAGCUGCUAUAUCAGAAUUCCUUCAGAUAAUUGAAGUCAAAUGUGAAGUGGUUGAUGAGGUGGUUCUCAAUGUUUUGAAGUUUCUGCGUAAACUUGGCAUAAGUAAGUCACUGCUCACAUAUUCUAUAUUUCUGCAGUUUUCUUUCACAUGGCGGAAAGAAAGCAAGCAAUGAAGAAACUUCUAAGUUCAUUUGGAAAAGAGUAAAUGUUGGGACCACCUGGGAGAAAUGUAACUCUUUAAUACAUUUGGUGGACGAAAAUAAGAAAAACAAAAUCAGUUGAAGUGUUUAAAAUAAUUUAUAACACGUACAUCUGACUUGCCAAUUAGUUCUGAACCAUAGCAUAAAUGGGUCUGUUAAUAAUUUAAAGUGGUAACACGAUAUGCUAGCUUGUCAAACAGUUCCAAACUGUCCGAGUUGCAUGCAUUAUAGUACUAUAAUGGUAAAUGGUACUUUCACAAGUUAGAUUUUAUAUGGGCAAUCAAAUGCCCUUGUAUCUAUGUAGCAGUGUACUACAUAGUUACAUAUGCAGCAGUGUACUACCAUUGGUAUAUUUGUUAUUGAAUCCUCUAUUUGUCCUGUGGGAACUAGUAAACGAUGUCUCCAUGAAUUCUUCUUAGUUGCUCUUGUUAUUCCAGGUUUCCAUUGCUAUCACAUAAUAACAUUAGUGUCACUGACUUAAAAGUUUUGGUGAUGUGUGUUCAGUCAUUUGAUUUGGUCUUUCAUCUUUCCACAUUUCGAACAUUAUUUGACUUAUUUUGUUUACCUGGUCUUGCACUCCUGUAUCACUAGCUAAAAUUCUGUAACAGGGCUAUAUGAUUAUCAUAACAAGACAUGUAGCUUGAUGUUCUUGUCAUGGUUCUUUGUAGUGGAAAUUGGUCAGAUCCCUCUGCUGGUGAACUCGUGCUAUACUACUGAAAAGCGUGCAGCCAAACUUUACAAUUUUCAGCAUCUAUGUAUAAUUUUUUUCUUUGAAAUGGUCAUGUGUAAAUGAUAUCAUAGUGCAUGCUAUGAAAUAUAUUUGCAAAAUAUAAUAUUCUUACAAUUUUCAAUUUUGUGCUUACAUAUUCAGUAUUUCAGUUAGAAGCUAGAAGGUGACAAUGAAAGCCAGCAGACGUCCAAAACAUCAUAUGUUCUGAAUGGGGGGUGAUUAAUCAUAAAUAGGGUUUCUUCUGCAGCUCCACUUUGGUAGAACAUCCACCCAGUGCUGGAAUAAAUAAGUAGCUAAUCUUCUGUUUGAUCAAGUGAAAUUCAAAUGGCUGAAGCCUAUUCCUAUAUCUCAAGUUCCCUUGUGAAGUUUUUCUCAUUUCUCAGAUGGCACUCCUUAGCAAUUUAUUGUUCUUUUCGUAUUUGUGCAGUUUUUGAUCAACAUGGAGUUUUGUCUGAAGAUGGAUCUGGUACCACUUAGCAUAUUAUGCAAGAUACAAUGCAAAGCUCCAUCAGGGAAGGAUCGUUGCUGCCAACUAAGGAUGUCUUUUAUCUCUGAUUCUUAGUUUCAAUCGUAGCUGUAGGAACACUUAGGAGUCGGUAAUUAGUUGUUUCGAUCAUUUAGCUGUACCUGGUUUACCUUGCUAUUGCCUUCGCUGCCUUCUUCCCCAGAUCACUGGUUAGCUCACUCGAGGUGGCGUCCAUGUCCAGUGCAAUUUGAGAAGGAACCCGGUAUCAUAUAUCUUCUCCUUGCUGAGCCCAGUUCCUGUGAUGCUAGGAUUGAAUCUGCAGUAAUGCUGGGUGAGUACUAUUACAAUCACAUGAUUAAAGGACUAAGAAGCUCAUGAUUUUACAAAUGUAGUUCGACCAAAAAAAGAAAUACACAUGUUGAAUUGUUGAGGCAA
Molecule: messenger RNA, 2556 nt
Organism: Panicum hallii
Lineage: Eukaryota; Viridiplantae; Streptophyta; Magnoliopsida; Poales; Poaceae
Exons: 4
Coding region: 377-898 (173 amino acids)
Source: RefSeq, a predicted model, not a curated record